AUGAGAGGUUCCUCUACUGAGCACAAGAAGUCAUUACAAUCCACCCAGCUCGCACCAGCUCUCGACACCUCCGCCUCUACCACAGAUUCAUCCACCAUGGUUGGCCGAAAGAACACUAUGCGCCGCAGCCCCCAGGCUGAGAUCCCCAUGCCUAUCACCUACACUCCCACCACCCACCGCAUCAGCAAGGCAAAGAAGGGCAAGCGCGUUCACGCUUGCGAGUUCCCCGGUUGCAACAAGGUCUUUACUCGCGCCGAGCACCGCAGACGCCAUGAGCUCAACCACAACCCGGAAGCUUCCUACCGCUGUACACACCCCGGCUGCAAGAAGGCCUUCCACCGUCCUGAUUUGCUUGCGCGCCACAUGGAGCGACAUGAGCUCGAGUCGCAACCAGAGCAGACCCAGUGGACUUCGCAACAGUCGCAGAUGGUGGAGUCUACUUCAAUUCCCCGCUGCGUUUCCAUGGACAACAGCUCUCUUCUUGCUGCCACUUCGCAGUCUCACUCUAUGUCUAUCGGCUCAUUGGUGGCUCCCGGCGUGCACCCGGAUCUCGCCAAUGACUGCUCUCUGAUGUGGAACGGCCUGGAGAUGCCUCUUCAACAGCGCCCUUCUGCCAACCUAUUCCAAAACCACCUCCCAGACCCUGCGGACGACAGUCCCUUCUACUCCUCCCCCGCAGAGACCUGCCCCCCUCCUCUCUCAGAUGCCACUUUUUCCAUGCCUCCCCACUCUAGCUCUUCGAUCUCCUCCGGCUCGGUCUCACUGAUGGACCACUACCCCAAGGGUAUGAUCAAGACUGAGGUAUCGGCCUCUCCACUGCAAAUGCAGUCCCCCAUGCGAUGGGACAACUCAGAUAUUGUACCCACCUCGCACCUGGUCCCCAUCUCCCUAGAGGAGAACCUGAUCCAGCCACCAGUGCAGUGCCACUACCCUUCACCCACUUGGUCCAGCGACUGCCUCCCUUACGAGGACCAAGUGCAGUCCAUGGCUCACUUCCAAUCUAUGGGCUGGAAGCAGUGGGCCAUGUAA
Molecule: messenger RNA, 1029 nt
Organism: Penicillium chermesinum
Lineage: Eukaryota; Fungi; Ascomycota; Eurotiomycetes; Eurotiales; Aspergillaceae
Product: Zinc finger C2H2
Exons: 3
Coding region: 1-1029 (342 amino acids)
Biological process (GO): regulation of transcription by RNA polymerase II
Cellular component (GO): chromatin
Molecular function (GO): DNA-binding transcription factor activity, RNA polymerase II-specific; RNA polymerase II cis-regulatory region sequence-specific DNA binding
Source: RefSeq, a predicted model, not a curated record